Molecule: messenger RNA, 2323 nt
Organism: Sitodiplosis mosellana (orange wheat blossom midge)
Lineage: Eukaryota; Metazoa; Arthropoda; Insecta; Diptera; Cecidomyiidae
Gene: TTLL12
Product: tubulin--tyrosine ligase-like protein 12
Exons: 2
Coding region: 11-1876 (621 amino acids)
Biological process (GO): protein modification process
Source: RefSeq, a predicted model, not a curated record
AUUUGUUAUUAUGGACGGUGUUGAUAAGUUUAAAGAAUUUGUGCAUUUGCAUGGCAAUCAAUUAACUAGCUCUGGUGUACCUGAACAUUUUUGGCAUACACUCAGCCGUAAGUUGGAGCAGCAAAUUUUCGAUGCCGGCAACGCUUUUCAACUGCUGAUGAUUGAAUAUAAUGAAGGUGAGAAGGAUCCAGAAGACCCAUUGUUUGCUGUUGUUGUCGCCAAACCAGCUGGAAUUAAAGCAUCGAACGCGCAAGAAAUUUAUAUUAUCGAUCAUGCUUGGACAUAUCGUUUAAACAAUGCGCGCACUCGGUUGAAACAAGUGCCGGCUCUGCUAAAUCGACUUGCCAAUAUGAUGGGAGCAUCUCAUCUCGACACUGAUGAUGCUAUUGAAUUUGUGAUGGAUGCAAUGUGGCGAUAUAAUCAAAUGUAUGCACUUGGCACGACAAACGAUACAGAUAUUCCCAUUGAAGACCGCAUGCCGAUUUGGUACAUCAUGGAUGAAUUGGGAUCUGCUGUGAACCACAGCGAUUCACCCAAUUUCCGCAUAGUACCGUUCAUGCAUUUACCGGAAGGUAUUACAUACAGCUUAUUGUUCCCAGUAAAAGAUGCACCCGAUGGCGAGCAAGUAACCAGAGACUUUGCAGAAGUCAACAAUACUGAUGCUGACAUUCGAAAUGCACUGCUUUUACCUUGGCGCUACACAAACUUCAAGGAUGUGGAUUUCAAACAAAGCGAACCUGAUCCAAAAUAUUUCCUCGAUGGACACAUCGAAGAAUCAUUACCGAUCGCAAGUGCCACAAGUCCGAAAAUUGAUCGAUUGCGUCCAUUGCGAGUAUUUACUACUUAUUCCAUGGUCCAACAACACUUGACGGAUCCAUUGUUUCAAGUCGUUGAUCAGGAGGAGGAAGCUGAUAUUCUAUGGCUUACUUCACAUUUUAAAAUCUAUCGGGAGUUUUCGGAACAUGCACCAAAUAAAUUUAUCAAUCAAUUUCCCUUCGAAAAUGUUAUAACAAUCAAGGAUUUGCUCGCAAUUGUUUGUCGCCGGACUGCCAGCAAAUACUGUGACGAAGAAACGCUGCAAACUUAUCCCAAAUGGUUACCAACAACAUACAAUCUGAAGACCGAAUUACUUCAAUUUGUCAGUUACAAUCAAGCGAGGGACGAAAAAGAGCUGGACAACCAUUGGAUCGUGAAACCUUGGAAUUUAGCACGAGGUCUUGAUACUUAUAUCAGCAAAAAUGUGGCUCAAAUCGUACGCCUUCAGCCAACCGGACCAAAAAUUGCCCAGAAAUAUAUUGAAAACCCGGUGCUUUUUGAUCGUGUUGAUAUUGGUGCUAAGGUCAAAUUCGAUGUACGUUAUGUAUUUUUGGUGAAAAGUACUGAACCACUGGAAGCGUAUAUUUAUACCAACUUCUUUCUACGAUUUGCAAAUAAGCCAUUCGGUUUGAAUCAAUUCGACGAAUAUGAAAAGCACUUCACGGUCAUGAACUAUGGAGAGCAUUUGCAGCUGUUGCAUUUGAAAUGUGCGGAUUUUCUAAAACUGUGGAUAGAACAAUAUCCAAAAUUCAAUUGGACAGAUAUUGAGAAUGACAUUCGACAAAUUUUGCAUGAAGUAUUGGUUGGAGCCACACAGAAAAAAGCACCAUGCGGCAUUGGUAAAUCACCACAAUCAAGAGCUCUGUACGCCGCAGAUAUCAUGUUGGAAUGGGAGGGUGACGGCGAUGAAAAACGUAUUCAACCAAAACUAUUAGAAAUCAACUUUUUGCCCGACUGCAAGCGGGCUUGCGAAUAUUACCCAGAAUUCUUUAAUGACAUUUUUAAAUUGUUAUUCUUGGAUGUACCCAACGAACAAAUGUUCCGUAGCUUAAAAUUAUAAACCCAAACAAUAUCACUAAUUAAACUCAAGUUGCUAUCACUUUGAAGUUUUUUUUUCUCACUAAAUAGAAGUUGAAAACGGCUGGUAUCUUUAAAAAUCAAGUCAAUUGACUUUCUCGUUGCAAAAAUUGGCCUGAUUAUAGACUAUGAAAUAAUUACGACAUAAUUUCCACGUUAGAUGUGUGAUUUCUCUCACUUUAUUACUUCAAAAAAACAUAUUACACACAUAGUUGAAAAUAAAUUCACAUCAAAAUACUUUGUAUUUUAAUUUUUAUUGUAAUUGAUAUCAGCUAUUUGGGUUAUAUCAUGAAAUAAUUCGCAUUGAUUUGUCUCAUUCGUAAAUAGCAAUCCAUUAAUGGAAUUUUUCAAGUUUUUUUUUAUGAUAAUAAUCUCUAAAAUUAAAUUUACAAUAAUCACUAAUAAAAUAAGAUAUUUUUUUGUUUCCAUA